Chanos chanos (milkfish) is the source of this 3199-nucleotide messenger RNA. It is a transcript of the gene rnf31, whose product is annotated as ring finger protein 31. The transcript is spliced from 22 exons. The record is from RefSeq and is a predicted model, not a curated record. Gene Ontology annotation, cellular component: LUBAC complex. The coding region runs from base 1 to 3192 and encodes 1063 amino acids. Gene Ontology annotation, biological process: protein linear polyubiquitination. Lineage: Eukaryota; Metazoa; Chordata; Actinopteri; Gonorynchiformes; Chanidae. Gene Ontology annotation, molecular function: K63-linked polyubiquitin modification-dependent protein binding; zinc ion binding; K48-linked polyubiquitin modification-dependent protein binding.
AUGGCUUCGCUCUCAGACCAGUUAGAUGAAGUGAGAAGACGGGCAGAGUUUAGUUUAUCAUCUAACAGUUCGGCGCAGGAGGUCCGGGCAGGCGUGUGCGCCUUGGCCAAUAUCCCUCUGCCUCCGGCAGCUAAAUACCGCUACAUUGCCGCAGAAACCAUGGUGACGGAAAACAUCUCUGGAAACAACAAGAAAGAGACCGUUAGUUCCCUGCAAAGAUUAUCGACAGCUCUCAACAUUCUGGAGAAGUACGGUUCAAACCUCACUAACUCUAGCAGGCCAAAGUACUGGCGUACUGUGAAACACAACAACCCUGUCUUUAAGGCCACGGUCGACGCUAUUCAGGGUGGACGGGCGGUGCUGUGUCUCUAUGGUUACACCAAUCAGCAGCUAGAUGGCCUGAGCUUUCCAGAUGAUGUCCUAGAGCCAGAUGUUGGGAAGGUGGCAUCCGUGACCCUGGAGGUCAUGAGUCUACGGAUGGAGCUGGAUAAGCUUAUUAAGGAUGCACACCCCCAUCCAGAGUUCUUUGAGAGACUCAUCCCUUCACUUAAUAAAGAGGAUGACCCAGGGAUCAGCUCAGAUGAGUCGACGUCUCCGUCCAGUGAGAGACCAUGGGAAAGAGACAUGCAGCCUGUUUCUGCUCCCUCUCAACCCAAAGUGGACCACAGUCCAGGUCUCACGUAUGCCUCUCUGACCCCCACUAACCAAACAGCCCUCCCUGCAGAAACCUGCACCAUUUGCCGUAUAUUUCCAGUCUCCGCCCACUGCCCCACAUGUGUCCAAUGGUUGUGCACGGAAUGUGACAGGCUGUACCACUCCAAUUCAAAUCGCGCAAGUCACAACAGGAUUCCGGUCACCUCUACCCAAACAUCAAAGAGCGUGAGUUCAUCUCUGUCCACCUGGCAGUGUCAGCACUGCACUACAGUCAACAAACUUCAGGCAGUUCUGUGUGAGACCUGCGAACGCCCUCAUCUGGCCUCUGCUGCCCCCUCUGCUCAGGAGGAGCCAGCGCAGCCAACUACCCCAACUGAGUGGCAGUGUAAGAGUUGUACUGUAGUGAAUGCAGGCAGCAGUAUUCUGUGUGAGGUGUGCGAGAGGCCGCGAUUGGCCACUCGCCCGCCCGUCACACCCUCACGGCCCAACCCUCCUUCACUGGGACUGAGGGACAGCGAGUGGGUAUGUCAGUUCUGCACGUACGUCAACCACACCCCCGCCACCGUGUGCGAGAUGUGCGACCUGGCGAGAUCAGAGCCCGCCUCUUUGCUUGCCAGGCCCCUCCCACCCUCACCUGUCAAAGAGCUCCCGCAGCUGUCCGUCAGACCCGUCGCCGCGGUGACGGAAGACCCUGAUCUAAAGAGGCAGAAGCUGAUGAGGGAGGAGGGGCUUAAACUCAUUCAACUCAUUCGAGAAGGAGAGAAGAAAGGAAUAAGCCCAGAGGAGGUGUACGCCGGCAUCCGUGUUUCAGGAAACAGCACCGUCGUGCCCUCUGAUUGGCUGAAAACAGAGCUGCCUGCGAUACUGGAUGACAUCUGUGCUAUGGCGGCGUCCUAUCGGCCUGAGCCGAACGUGGCGCCCCCUGCAGGCCUGAUCGGGGUGGGGCAGGACGGGCUGCUGGAGGGACAGAAAGGGAAAGGUGUUUUGUUGUCCAGGGCCGAGGCCAAACAAGCCUGGCUGACAGCAGGGGGCGACGCUGAGAAGGCCGUGAUACAAGCCCUCAGAAACCGAAAAGCUAAGCUGAAGGAGCUGAAGGCUCUGGGCUUUGGUGACGUGGUGCUGUGUGAGGAGGCUCUGAGGCAGAGUGGGGGAGAGGUCAGAGGGGCUCUGGCCCUGCUGCAGCGCCCCCUGCUGGAGCCAUUUCACAAACGCAUGUGGAGUGAUGAACCAGAACCGCCAAUUGACAUAAACUACCCUGACAAACAGCGUGUGUGCCGUAGGCUGCUGGCGGUGUAUGACUUGCCCAGUUGGGGGCGCAGUGAGCUGGCCUUGUCCCUGCUGCAGGAUGCUGCUGCCCCCUACACUCUGGAGGACGUAGUACAGGCUGUCCGUGAGUCACAUGACCGAGACUUCAUUCGCCGCGUCCUGGCCAAAGAGUGCCCCAUUUGCCUGUCUGUCUUUCCCCACAGCAAGAUGCAGUCUCUGACGUCAUGUCAGUGUUCAGUGUGCUGUAGCUGUUUUAAGCAGCACUUCACCAUCGCAGUGAGAGACAAACACAUCAGAGACAUGGUUUGUCCCGUCUGCUGGGAGCCCGACAUCAACGACCCUGAACACCUCAACAGUUACUUCUCCACUCUGGACAUCCAGCUGAGGGACUGCCUGGAGCCAGAGGUUUAUGAACUUUUCCAUAAGAAGCUGACGGAGCAGGCGCUAAUUAAAGACCCAAAGUUCCUGUGGUGUAGUCAUUGCUCGUAUGGUUUUAUUUACGAUGGGGAUCAGCUGAAGGUUACCUGUCCGCAGUGUAGAAGGAGUUUCUGUGCCCAGUGCAAGAAACCAUGGGAGUCUCAGCAUGCGGGCCUGUCGUGUGAACAGUUCCAGUCGUGGAAGAGAGAGAACGACCCUGAGUACCAGAGGCAAGGAUUGGCCGGUUACCUCCGUGACAACGGCAUCACCUGUCCUAACUGUAGGUUUCAGUAUGCUCUGGCCAGAGGAGGAUGUAUGCAUUUCUGCUGCUCCCAGUGCAGGUACCAGUUCUGCAGCGGCUGUAACAACCCUUUUCACACGACGUGUUCAGUGGCUCAGUGCACUGUCACUGGUCUGCAUGCUCAUCACCCCAGGGACUGCCUCUUUUACCUCAGAGACUGGGAACCUUCUAGACUACAGGCUCUACUGCAGAAAAACGGGGUUGCAUUUAACACGGACACUCCACCUGGUACACAAGCCGGUGUUUGUGGUGUAAUAGAACAGAAGGACGAGGGCAGUCGUCAGACAGACUCGGCGUGUGGAGCUCAAACUCACCCUGGCCAGGCAGGACUGUGCGAGAAGCACUACAGAGAGUACUUGGUCAGUCUCAUUAACGGCCACUCGAUAGACCCCGCCCCUCUGUUUGACACCAAUGAGCUGGUGCUCGCCUGCAGGAGAUACCAAGUGGAGGUUAUACGGGGGGAGACCGAGGAUGACCGCUUGCAUCACACGCGACUACUGAAGAAACUCAUGGAGGAUGUGCCACUCGGUGACAAGGUCCCUCGGAAGAAGUGAAAAAUGG